AUGGAUAAUAGCACACGCCAACUAUAUACAAAAGUUUUAAACACUGUUGACCGUUUUAAACAAAAUGUUGACGCAAUCUUUACAGCAAAAAUGAAUUGCGACAGCGAGCUCCUGCCUUCCUUACUUGCAAGGAACCGAGGGGUUUUAGUAGACUUAAAAAAAGCUGAAAGGAACCUAAAAAUUUCAAUUGAGUUCCAAAAAAGCCAAAAAUUGCAGUUAAUCAUUUACUCACUCCCCCCCCCUCCGUGAGUGAACAAAACAAUUUUGUUCACUCACGGAGGGGGUUAAUUGUUUUUUUUAAAAAAAUUUAUAUAUAAAUUUUAUAAAAAAUAUUUUUUUUUCGAAAAUUAAAAAAAAUCCUAAUUCGCAAAAAUUGGAAAGCAAAUAUUAAUUUAAUUAUAUAAAAUUUAUGUUUUAAAAAAGCAAUUUGUUUAAAAUUAAAUAGAAUUAGCUCUAGAUUUCAUUAUACUAAUUAUCAUUUAUAUAUCAAAAUUUUUUUCCAUAAAAAAUGUUUUCUAUUAAAAAAAAUUUUUGUUCACUCACAGAGGGUGGGUUUUGGGCAAAAAAUAGGGAUUUUUCUAAUGGUUUUGUUCACUCACGGAGGGGGGGGGGAGUCAGUAUUUAGUGGUCGUCUUCUGUCAUAAAAUGAAUAACCCUAAAACCUGCCCUUUAUGAUUUUUGGGAUAUUCUUAUAUCAGCAUUCUCAUCUAGCGGAGGCAAUCCGAAACUUUUACGCCCAACAAGUCGGCAGAAAACCUCAGGUGCCACAUUCUCUCGCAAUAGACUUGACUCCUGCAUAUAUUCCGCUUAAGAGUAGCCUUCCCUAGUGUGUCAAGUGGUGAACUCGCAUUUUUUUGGCCAGAAUGCAUUUAGCAUAUGCAAUAAGUCUGCUUGGCAUUGCAAAUAAGUAUACCAGAUAAAUUCAAUCUCAUCAUAAAAGAAGCCGAUUAAGAAAGGUCUUGGCAAGAAUACUUCUGUAAAUAGCCAUUUUAUUAUUAUAAUGGAGCCAAAAUCAGUCUGAAAAGGAGCUGACCAACUCGAUGAUGGAUCAGCUUCAUGCACUGGAGUACGAAAAAAAAGCACUCGAAAACGAAAUCAAAUUUUGUAAAGAAAAAGAAGACCAAGAGCUGAGGGAACUCGGGUAUGACGUAAAUGGAGAUUGAGAAGAAAUUGUUGAAAAGCUGUGGAAGGAACAUGAAGAAAGUGCAAGAAUGGCGGCAACAGAAGAAAGAGGCCUAGUUUGUGAAGGCUAUCGUUAUAGUUAUAUUACUUACAGAGAAGUUCGCUGUUAUUCUCAAGGACUACCUCCACUGUAACGCAUCCUUUAUCUGCUCUUCAGCGUACAUAACCUUUUAAAGGAUGUUUCUAUACAAAAGGGCCUGAAAUUGCUCUCCUGGUAGUUGGAUGACUUUUGUCACCGUGCCGUAUAUCAAAAACGGGAAAAUUCAAAAUUUCGAAUUUCAAGUCUACUUUCGGCUAAUAUUGAAAUCUGAAUAUUAGGAUUUUAUUUCUGGCUCCCUCAUGAGAAACAGUUUCGAUUUUCAAUAGAAUAUAUAGCUGACUCAGCUGGAAAAUCCAUUUCCGACUCUAGUCUACAAUUCCCUCUAAAGCAAAAACAUGAAUAAGUAUAAAACUUGCGGUCAGCUAGCUGGUUCGGCAAUUUAUUUGAAUGUAUAUAAUUUGUGAAAGUAAAAGCUUGGAUAAAGAAGCUGACGAAUUUGAAAAUGCUGAUGAAGCUACUGUUUCAAGCACUGUUCCGAAUUUAGAAUCAGUGCUUGAUUCUAUUUUAAACGAUGAGGAAACAGAAAAUGAUGGAGAGGACUCAGACCUAGAUUAA
This is a messenger RNA of Blepharisma stoltei, 1837 nucleotides long. The record is from the annotation of a GenBank genome assembly. Lineage: Eukaryota; Ciliophora; Heterotrichea; Heterotrichida; Blepharismidae.